Messenger RNA from Lacerta agilis (Sand lizard), 2876 nucleotides. RefSeq names its product solute carrier family 5 member 11 (gene SLC5A11). Gene Ontology annotation, cellular component: plasma membrane. The coding region runs from base 353 to 2374 and encodes 673 amino acids. The record is from RefSeq and is a predicted model, not a curated record. NCBI's taxonomy places the organism in Eukaryota, Metazoa, Chordata, Lepidosauria, Squamata, Lacertidae. Gene Ontology annotation, molecular function: D-glucose:sodium symporter activity. Gene Ontology annotation, biological process: transmembrane transport. The transcript has 16 exons.
CCCGAUAAGGAAACAACGCGGCUGUCCUUCUUGCAAGCCGCAUCAACACACAGCAAGCAGGCCUCCAAUGAACUGAAUGGCUCUGCCUAUAAAUUUCUCCUCUCAUGCCUCGUGAAAAUGUAAAACAGCCCCAUUGGCAAAUCCCCGUUUGCCUGCUGGCAAUAUUUAAGCCAUCUCGUGGAUUGGCAAGAGGCUGGCGGCAUCGAGGGUGACAGGAGAAAGAAACCCCAAGGUGCAGGAUAAACACACCAGGAAGAAAGGAAGGAAGGAAGGAAGGAAGGAAGGAAGGAAGGAAGGAAGGAAGGAAGGAAGGAAGGAAGGAAGGAAGGGCGCCCAGGAGAUCCAAGCGGCAAUGGAGCCAAACACAACCACUCUGCCUCCUGCCUUCCCCCAACAGAGUUUGGAGGCUGUGGAUAUUGUUGUCCUGGUUCUGUACUUUAUAUUUGUUUUGGCUGUUGGACUGUGGUCCAUGUGGAAAACCAAGCGAAGCACUGUGAAGGGCUACUUCUUGGCUGGAGGCGAGAUGGUCUGGUGGCCAGUGGGAGCAUCUCUCUUCGCCAGUAAUGUUGGCAGCGGACAUUUCAUUGGCCUGGCCGGCUCCGGGGCUGCAUCUGGAAUUGGUGCUACAGCUUACGAGUGGAAUGGCAUGUUCUGUGUCUUGGUGCUGGCAUGGCUGUUUCUGCCGAUCUACAUCGCAGCAGGGGUGACAACCAUGCCAGAAUAUUUGCAGAGGCGGUUUGGGGGCAAACGGAUUCAAAUCUUCCUAGCGAUUCUCUACUUGUUUAUCUAUAUAUUCACCAAAAUCUCAGUUGACAUGUACGCUGGGGCCCUCUUCAUCCAGCAGGCCUUGCACUGGGAUCUCUAUGUGGCUGUCAUUGGGCUACUGGUUAUCACAGCCGUUUACACUGUGGCAGGUGGCCUGGCAGCUGUGAUAUACACUGACGCCUUGCAGACUGUCAUCAUGCUAGCUGGGGCUCUGACGCUGAUGGUCUUCAGUUUUUCGAAAGUUGGAGGGCUGGAAGACUUGCAAAACAGAUACUUCCAAGCCAUUGCAAGCAGCCGCCAUGGCAACAACAGCUGCGGUUUACCCAGGGAUGAUGCUUUCCACAUCUUCCGGGAUCCUGUCACAUCUGACCUUCCCUGGCCUGGAGUGCUGGUUGGAAUGACCAUCCCCUCGCUGUGGUACUGGUGCACAGACCAGGUCAUUGUUCAAAGAUCUUUGGCAGCCAAGAACCUCUCUCAUGCCAAAGGUGGAGCCUUGCUGGCCUCCUACUUGAAAAUCCUGCCCUUGUUUAUGAUGGUUCUGCCUGGCAUGAUCAGCCGCAUCCUGUUUCCAGAUCUUGUGGCUUGUGCUGAUCCGGACGUCUGCAAAGAGAUCUGUGGCAACCCAUCUGGAUGUUCUGAUAUCGCAUACCCCAAACUGGUCAUUGAACUUUUGCCAAUUGGACUCAGAGGUCUGAUGAUGUCCGUGAUGAUUGCAGCACUGAUGUCCUCCCUGACUUCCAUCUUCAACAGCGCAAGCACCAUUUUCACCAUGGAUCUCUGGCGAAAUAUCAGGCCCCUCUCUUCGGAGUGGGAGCUCAUGAUCGUCGGCAGGGUCUUUGUCCUGCUCCUUGUAGUCAUUUCCAUCUUAUGGAUUCCGCUGGUCCAGGCCAGCCAGGGGGGACAGCUCUUCAUUUACAUCCAGACCAUCAGUUCCUACCUGCAACCUCCUGUGGCCGUGGUCUUCAUCCUGGGCUGCUUCUGGAGGAGAACAAAUGAAAAGGGGGCAUUCUGUGGCCUUUUGAUCGGGAUGGGAAUGGGCCUGAUCCGAAUGGUGCUGGAUUUCAUCUACCCGCUGCCACGGUGCGAUGAGGCAGACGGCCGCCCAGCGGUGGUGAAAUACGUCCACUACCUCUACUUCUCCAUGAUCCUGAGUCUGGCUACGCUGCUUGUGGUGGUGACUGUUAGUCUCCUGACAGAGCCUCCUUCAAAGGAAAGGAUCACCCGCCUCACCUGGUUCACCCGCAAGGAUGCUCAUGUAGAGAAGGAUGUCCUUCCACAAGCUCCCAGAAGCCCUGCUGUGCCUCUCCCUGCCAACGGUGUCCAUGAGGCUGGUCCUCCUUCUCCAGGGCAGCUUGAGAUCAGUGAUGGACCUGAAAACAAUCAAAACGGUCCCCUGGAUUGUAAGAAGACCUCCAAACUCACAAGGCUCUUUUUGUGGAUCUGUGGGAUGGAGAGCAGGAGUGCGGACACUCCGAAAUCUGCUGCAGAAUUGAAAAGUGAAACCGCCAUGGCUUCCACGAAGGAAGCACCUUUUGUGAAGCACAUCCUCAACAUCAACCUGAUGGUCUGCUUAAGUGCAGGCGUCUUCCUCUGGGCUUACUUUGCGUAGCAUCGAGCCUCGUCUGUUCAAAGGACGCUGUUCAGUUCCAAGCAGAUGGGCAUUGCUAUUGGAAGGACUAAGGCGAAUGAUAACACUUAUUAACGACCCAGUACCAGGCACUGUGUGUUUUUAAAAAUUCUCAAGGAAAGUAAAAAGGGCCUGAACGUUUGCAGAUGGACUUGAACAAUUCCCAGUAGGAGAAAUCCAGAGACUCUCUGAUGUAACCGGGUCCCAGACGGUGAUUUGGGGGCAAAGACCAAUAGCAGGUUUGCUUGGCACAGUUUUUAUUUAAACAAAUGAGACACCGUUCCUUUGCCAUGCAUUUCCUGACAGUCGCAUGACCCCACAUGUGGCAGGUCUCUUUUGUGGCUCUGGGGGUUGUAGCCAGCUAAGUUCUACUUGGAGUAAACCCAAUGAAAUUAGCAAACAAUAGCUAGGAUUAUGGAACUAACUAUUCCCUAGGAGGCAGUGAGGGCCACCAACCUGGAUGGUUUUAUAAGAGAAUUUGAUA